Molecule: messenger RNA, 5082 nt
Organism: Phycodurus eques (leafy seadragon)
Lineage: Eukaryota; Metazoa; Chordata; Actinopteri; Syngnathiformes; Syngnathidae
Gene: gon4lb
Product: gon-4 like b
Exons: 28
Coding region: 142-4992 (1616 amino acids)
Biological process (GO): regulation of DNA-templated transcription
Cellular component (GO): nucleus
Molecular function (GO): transcription coregulator activity
Source: RefSeq, a predicted model, not a curated record
GUUAUUAGCCGAAAAGAUGCUAGAAUGCCACAGUAGAGAUCAACGACGAACACUCGACGCUAAGUUCCCUGCGUUAUCUUCUUUUACACCUACGAUAGACAAGAAUCAAGUCUCUGCUUUGUAUGGCUUUCAUCAGCGAGGAUGCAUGAGGAGGCUGCGGACGAGGGGCAGGAGACUUCGUUAAAAUUAAGGGGCGCUGGACUUGAAGAUGAGCCGAGACCUUUGUCAGGAAGCCGACAGACGGAGGAGUCUGGCGAAGACGAGCUGAGCCGACUGGACGUCGAUCUGGACGCCAAGUCCAGACGACACAACUUGACGUCCUGCAACGUGCGCACCAUUCUGCACGAGGUGAUCACUCACGAACGCGUGGUGGCCAUGAUGAAAGCUGCCAUCAGAGACACUCAGGACAUGCCCAUGUUUCAGGAGCCGAAGAUGACUCGCUCAAGAUUGAAGAGGGCCAUCCAGCAAGGACAGUGCCUCGACUGGAGUUUGUCUGCAGAACAAAGUUCCCUGCCUCCUCAGUUUGUCGACAUCCAUCUUGACGCCGACGAAGACUCAUCCGACGAAGAGUACUGUCCUGAAGAUGAUGAUGAUGAUGACACUGCGGAAGAGUCUUUCCUCAGUGACGGUGACAUCGUUUCGCCUCCCAAAGUUCAACACUGUGACUGCAGAUCCCAGGGGGACUCGAGGGCCGCCGUCCUCGACCUCACAGAUGCCGCCGCUGGCCCCUCCUUCCUGGAACGCCUCAACGCUGUUGAGGAGGAGCUUGACUGUGGCCCCGCCUACACAUCUUUUUCGUCUCACAGGACUGACGAGGACGAGGAGAAGGAUGAAGCCUCCAGCAGUCUGGCAUUCCGCACACGGUCUAAACUUCGCCUGGUCAACGUCCCCCUGGAGCAGCUGGAGGCGGAGCUUCUGGCCCCCGACAUCACGGCCGACAUGUAUGAGCAAAACCCUGCCCGCAAGGAGGAAGACCGCCAUUGGACGCGCUGGCUGCACGGACUAGUGACGCCCGACAACGGAGAGGAAGUCGAUGACGACGACGACCCGGAGUAUAACUUCUUGGACGACCUGGAUGAACCCGACCUGGAGGACUACAGGACAGACCGGGCCGUUCAGAUCACCAAGCGAGAGGUCAACGAGCUGCUGGAGGAGCUCUUCGACAGGCUCCAGGAUCAAGAACCAGCUGAUGAUGAGGAGGAGGAGGAAGAGGAGCAUCCAGCUGAGGGGGAGGAGCAAGAGGCCGGCCCCAAAUUCAAUGUCCCUCAGGCUUUGUGCUUCAAACCACCUUUAGCCGGCAUGCUAACGGAGCGGCGGCGAGCGGUGCGACAACAAUUUCAAGCCGUGCAGCACAGGAGAGCCCUGCAGGACACCACCAACCAUCCCGCUGACAAGACUGCCGUGCCACCUGCACCCCCACACGCUACAUGGCUGCUUCAUGGUCCACUAUGCCCCACCUUGCAGCUGGACUGCGCCCACAAACUGCAACUGCAACAGCAAAUCCAGCAGCACGUGCAGCUUCUGACGGAAGUUCAUUUGCUGAGUUGCGGCAUCGGCGGCCUAGAACACGAAGCGUCCGUUACCAAACACUUCCUUGUCGGUCAAGUACACAACAGAAAUGCUGCUGACCAGCAAACAAACAAUCAAAUGAACAAACCUGUUUUGCAGGAAGAGCUGCAGUGUUUUGCCAUGCGGCAGGAACAGCUCUUCUGCGUCUCAUCUUUCCGGGCGUGCAACCUGCAGGGGGCGCUGGACCUUCUUCAGGAGAGCGAGCGCAGAUUGGACCUUCCUCCUCCUCCACCCCGCGUUUCCAGGCGCUGGCUCCCCGUCAUGUCGUCCUCCACCAAUAGCCACGCCUUCCCCGUACUGCCCUCUGACACCGCCUGGCUGCUUGCCACACGACCGGUCUUCCUCUACCCAGAACUACUUCCUGUUUGCAGCCUGGACCCUUCCCACCACACGCGACCCCAUCGCAGUCUUUUUACUGUAGGAGAGGACGGGCUGAUUGUUUUAGGUCUGAAGCACUUCGAGGGGGCCAUCCAGCCAGUGCAAUUGAUCAGCUCCUACAUGGUCUGUAAGAGUGCGUGGCACUUGACAAAACACAUCCGAGAGAUGAGCGGCUCCAGAGCGCCGCGCGAAAACAUCCUCAAGAUGUUCCUUGCGCAGCAGCUCGUCACCCCCCUGCCACUGGCCUGUGCAAGAGUGCAACCAGAGGACCAGCGCCCCCCAGUGGAGAGAGACCCCUCCAUCAUGCCCAUCUGGCUCAAGAACAGCCAAGAGAUCAUCUGGAAGACACAAGUGAACACCUCUGCUCCAUGCUACCCUCUCUUCCAUCCCAGAGGCUGCAACCUUCGACUUCACCCCUCCCGCCUCAAAAGGUCCUUACGCCAGCCCGGCCCCUCCCAAAGACGUCUUUUCACCCUGGCCCAUAAUGCAUCUCUGCACCCCAUCUGCCCGGCCGAAAGAAAGGCGGACUUUCUCCGUUCCUCUCGGCCCGAAGUCUCCGCGACGAGUCCUGCGGUGCCUCGCUCGGUCGCUCCGCUCCAACCCAGCUACAUCCUCCUUCAAAGAGAUGCUACGUUGCAACUUCCGCCCACUGCUGAGUCGCAACCCAAACCCGUCCCGGCUCUGAAGGGACCGAUCGCGUCACACGCACACCGGCCAGAGGAGGGACCCAACACGUACUAUGAAAACACAUCAUUGUGUCAACAGGCUGGACGCCACUGGACCAAUGCAGAGGAGAAAGGACAAGGAGAGGAAGAUGAUCAGGCAAGAGGAAAAGAAGCACAAGAAGAGCGAGUGCGGCAGGCAGAAGGAAAGGAAGGACAAGGAGAGGAAGAGGAGCAGGCAGGAAGAAAGGAAGGACAAGGAGAGGAAGAGGAGCAGGCAGGAAGAAAGGAAGGACAAGGAGAAGAAGAGGAACAGGCAGAAGGACAAGGGGAGGAAGAGGAGCACAGAGGUGGAAAGGAGGGACAAGGGGAGGAAGAGGAGCAGGAAGAAGAAGGACAAGGGGAGGAAGAGGAGCACGGAGGAAAGGAAGGACAAGAGGAGGAAGAGGAGCAGGAAGAAGGACAAGGGGAGGAAGAGGAGCAGGCAGGAGGAGAGGAAGGACAGGGAGAGGAAGAGGAGCAGGCAGAAGAAGGACAAGGGGAGGAAGAGGAGCGGGGAGGAGAGGAGGAAGAAGAGCCAGGAGACGGAGAGAAGGAUGAAGAUCAAGAAAGGCAAGAGGAGGAGGAGGAUGAAGACUUUGAUGAGCUCACGCAGGAUGAAGACGAGGAGGAGGCAUUGUCGUCUGCAUCUGAGGAGUCUCUUCUGUCCAUCCCGGAGCUGCAGGAGACCAUGAAGCAGCUGGCCUGGCUGGCAUCUAAGAGGAGGCUCGGCGCCGACGCGGAGUCUGAGGAAGACCACUCGCCGACCUCGCCGGGUUCGCAAGAGGAAGAGGAGGAGGAGGAAGAAGCACCCAAAGGAGACGAGCCCAGCAGGAAGACGACGACGACGACGGAAGACGACGACGGCGCAAACGCCUGCGAGGAGGAAACACCCCGAACAGGACGAAGAGGAGGAGGGAUACGAGGAAGAGGUCAACAGAGUCGACCUCUUCGAGGGGCGCGUCGAGCUCGGCAAGAGCGUCCCAGUAAAGAUGAGAGGAAAGUGAGUCUGCUGUACGAUGAAAACAUGCUGGAGAACGACCCUCAGCGUCACAGCAAGGAUGUGGCCUUCGCUCACAGUUACCUCAACAGGGUUCGGGAGGCAUUGCACGACGUCCCGGAGAAGAUGGAGGAGUUUGUGUCUCUGCUGAACGACCUCGAGCGGCUCGAAGGACAGGAAGUUGUCCGUGUCUUCAGGAAGCUGCGCUGUAUCCUGGGAAACCGAACAGAAUUAACGCAGGACUUUGCUGCCUUCCUGCAUCCCGAGCAGGCGCUCGAGUGCGGCCUGUUUCAAGAGCAACAGGCCUUUGAGCGCAGUCGGCGUUUCUUGCGACAACUGGAGAUCACGUUCGGAGAUAAUCCGUCUCACUACAACAAGAUCAUCAAGGCUCUGCAGCCUGGACCGCACCUCACCCCCGCCAGCAUCAACGAGCUUAAAGCCCAAAUGGCCAUCCUGCUCAAAGGACACCCUCAUCUGCAAGCUGAAUUCUGGGUGUUUUUCGACGAGCUCCGCCCACCGCCGGCUCGCCCGGGACAGUUUGAGGAAGCUCAUUGGCCGGAGGAGGGUGGAAUCCGCUCUGAGGUAGGGGAGGGCGGAGGCUAUCUGACGGGAGGUGUGGCCAAUGGCGCUUUCGAGGAAGUCACCUUACCGGACGAGGACGAGCACAAGAUGGACACCGCCAUGAACCGGCGUCUGAGGAAGCUGCGCUCCCGCUCGGCUGACAAGGGAUCUGAUUGGCUGUGCCUCUGUCAAGACUCCAAGAGCCGCACGCACCGUCGGAGAGGAUGCCCUCGCUGCCACGGCAACAAGGGCUCAGGGGGCGUGUCCAGAGCCAUGAAGAGUCUGGACCCGCUCUACGCUCAGAUAGGCUCUGCCUCGGAAGACAAGGAUGGCGAUGUGAAGGUCGCAGACUUCGCUUGUCCUGUCGCGCCGUCGUGGGAACGCUCGUUCCCGUUGGCCGCCGACGAAGGCGACAAGAUGUCGCCGCCUCCCAAGAGGAAAAGAGAGGAGGAGCUCCACCCCCCACCCAUCCCUCCCUGCGCGGCCCCCGCACCUUCAGAUCUGCCCGUGUGCGCCAAGAACAUUUCACUGACGCCCAGCGGAGAGAAGGUCAUCCUCUGGACCAGGGACGCGGAUCGGGUCAUUUUGACAACGUGCCGGCAGGAGGGAGCCAAUCAGAACACCUUCCAGGGCAUCUCCGGUCUGCUUGGCAACAAGACUCCCGCUGAGGUUUCUCGCCGCUUUCGGGAUUUAAUGCGUCUUUUCCAGAGCGCGGCCCGUCAGGCCGGCUCGGAGGAUGAAGCUCCGCCCUCUGAGCUUGACACCAAUGAAGAACUGGACUGACGUUUCGCUCUUUUCACCAUUUGGUGGUGUAUUGUUUAUAAGUGCUCUGUGCUCACUAUUUAAAUGUUUUAUAAGAAUAAAAAGCGUGAA